Messenger RNA from Exophiala spinifera, 1350 nucleotides. RefSeq lists its product as uncharacterized. The record is from RefSeq and is a predicted model, not a curated record. The coding region runs from base 1 to 1350 and encodes 449 amino acids. NCBI's taxonomy places the organism in Eukaryota, Fungi, Ascomycota, Eurotiomycetes, Chaetothyriales, Herpotrichiellaceae. Gene Ontology annotation, molecular function: FAD binding; monooxygenase activity. The transcript is spliced from 6 exons.
AUGGGCUCUGUUUCAGACUCGUGGCGCAGACUUUCUGUCGGGAUAUGUGGUGGUGGGAUAGGCGGCAUGUCCGCUGCGAUUGCCCUCCGUCGAGCUGGCCAUGAUGUAACCAUUUACGAGAAACACGACUUUGCCGGAGAAGUAGGCGCCUCGGUAUCCUGUGCCGCAAAUGGCACGCGGUGGCUUCACGAAUGGAAUGUGGAUGUUGCAAAGGGAGACCCGGUUGUCCUCAAGAAGCUUAUCAAUCGUGACUGGAAGACCGGCGAGCCUGUCAGCGUAUACGAUCUUGACGACUACGAGGAGAGAUGGGGAUAUGUGUACAAUAUGUUCCACCGGCAGUACAUGCACUCGAUGCUGAAAGACACUGCGCUACAAGAAGAAGGAGACGGUGUGCCGGCAGUCUUGAAGGUCAAUCAUUCGUGUGAAGACAUCGACCUUCAGACAGGGACGAUCAGAUUUCGUAACGGCGUUACUGCACAACAUGAUGUGAUCAUUGGUGCUGAUGGUAUUGGUUCAGUCGUCCGUGGAAUUAUCGGAAUCCAACCAGCGAAGACCCCAUCGGACUCAAGUUGUUUACAUGCAAAUGUUACAACGGAAGAAGCUGUGAAACUUGGACUAGUCGAUUACUCGCAGGACAGCGCUUUGGAGUACUGGGGUGGUCAAGAGGGCAAGUGGGACAAGAUCGUGUUGUCUCCUUGUAACGGUGGCAAACUAUUGUCGUACUACUGCUUUUUUCCCCGGGACAAGGGUGACUAUUCCAACCAGACAUGGGGAGGUGCGGAUAGACCUGUCGAAGAGCUGCUGGCGCCAUACCCUGAGUUGGACUCCCAAGUCCUCGACCAUCUCAAGAUUGGCAAGGAGAUUCGGCCAUGGCGGCUGUGGGUACAUAAGCCUUAUCCCUACAUCCACAAGAGCAUGGUCUGUCUUUUGGGAGACGCUGGACAUCCGAUGAUGCCUCACCAGUCACAAGGUGCCUGCAUGGGCAUUGAAGACGCAGCGGCUCUGGGGAUUAUUUUCAGCAAGAAAUAUUUCAAAGGAGACAUUUACGAAGCGCUCGCGGUCUAUGACCAGGUACGACUGCCACGAGCAACGAGAGUGCAGGCAGCAGCUGCAAAGGCCGCAUACAAUAUCAACGAGCGAAUUGGUUUCUCGAACAACAAAAACAUUGCGACCUACAAAGUAGAAGAUGAAAAGAAGAAACUCACGAUAGAAGAAAUGAAUGCAUAUGAUAUGUACCACGACAUUGAACAAAAACUGGCUGCCGUACGAGGCGAGAAGUACGAGGGGAAAUGGCUGGACGGACUGCCGAUUGGAUUGGAGCUUCCGAAUGGUGUCGUUAUCGGGGCCUGA